AUGGGCAACUGCGUAAAACCUAUCGAUCCUUUAAGUGCUUUGAUCCCAAGAAACAAUGAGUCCAAUGUUACAGCAAUUAAGGAAUCAACAGUGCCAAUCAUUUUUUUAAUCGGCGGUCCUGGAGCAGGAAAAGCAACACAAUGUACACGUAUAGAAAAACAUUACGGCUUUUGCACUAUCAUAACCAGAGAGCUAUUGCGCCACGAAGUAGCCACCGGUUCACAAAAAGGCAUAAUUUUGGCGCACUUAAUGUCCGAGGGUAAGAAUGUCCCCCCGGAUGUCAUGGUACAGCUUAUUGGGGAAAAAAUGUUGAGCAAAUUAAGUACCACGCGAGGUUUUCUAGUAAGUGGAUUUCCCAGAGAAAAAAUGCAAUGUAAAUACUUCAACAGUCGCAUCCGUCCACCGGACCUCGUUCUGUACCUGCUCGUCAGAAAUUCGCUGUUAAUAGACAGGGUUCUGGCGAAAACCGUCACCACCACAGAGCGACAGAUGAGCAUAAUCGACGAUAAAUUACUCCGAAUUAAGCACUAUCAAGAAAAGAUCAAAUCAGUUCUUAAAUAUUAUAAAAAACAUCUUGUGGUUAUCGACGGUGAAAAAGAAGAAGCGGAAGUUUUCGAGGACAUUUGCUACGCGAUUGAUAACGUUUUGAAAAAGUUUCCUAGCUCGUCUACAUAA
Molecule: messenger RNA, 675 nt
Organism: Linepithema humile (Argentine ant)
Lineage: Eukaryota; Metazoa; Arthropoda; Insecta; Hymenoptera; Formicidae
Product: adenylate kinase isoenzyme 1-like
Biological process (GO): nucleobase-containing compound metabolic process
Cellular component (GO): cytoplasm
Molecular function (GO): ATP binding; nucleoside diphosphate kinase activity; AMP kinase activity
Source: RefSeq, a predicted model, not a curated record